Messenger RNA from Ochotona princeps (American pika), 1780 nucleotides. It is a transcript of the gene GPD1, whose product is annotated as glycerol-3-phosphate dehydrogenase 1. Gene Ontology annotation, molecular function: NAD binding; protein homodimerization activity; glycerol-3-phosphate dehydrogenase [NAD(P)+] activity. The coding region runs from base 219 to 1313 and encodes 364 amino acids. The record is from RefSeq and is a predicted model, not a curated record. The transcript is spliced from 9 exons. Gene Ontology annotation, cellular component: glycerol-3-phosphate dehydrogenase (FAD) complex; cytosol. Gene Ontology annotation, biological process: glycerol-3-phosphate catabolic process; carbohydrate metabolic process. Lineage: Eukaryota; Metazoa; Chordata; Mammalia; Lagomorpha; Ochotonidae.
UCUGGCUGUUGGCCCAUCCUUCUGCAGCCCUGGGUCUGCCAAGAGAGAACAGUGGGCCGUUGGCUUUGGAAGGGCCCCCUGUUAACUCUGACCCUCCUCUACCUCCCUUCCUAGAAGAUAGUGGGAGGAGAGGCCCCUAGGCUCUCACUCCCUGGGCGCCAGCCUCCCCACCCAUCCUGAGGGCGGGGCUUGGCUGCACCCACGUGUGGCGGGGUUAAAUGCUGCAGCCAGCACCCAGCUGGCUCGGGCAGAGAAGCGGCACCAUGGCUGGCAAGAAAGUCUGCAUUGUAGGCUCCGGCAAUUGGGGCUCAGCCAUUGCCAAGAUCGUGGGUUGCAAUGCAGCCCAGCUGGCACACUUUGACCCACGGGUGACCAUGUGGGUGUUUGAGGAAGAUAUCGGGGGCAAAAAGCUGACCGAAAUCAUCAACACACAGCAUGAAAAUGUCAAGUACCUGCCUGGGCACAAGCUGCCUCCAAACGUGGUGGCUGUCCCAGAUGUGGUCCAGGCGGCAGCAGACGCCGACAUCCUGAUCUUUGUGGUGCCCCAUCAGUUUAUCGGCAAGAUCUGUGAUCAGCUCAGAGGUCACCUGAAGGCCAACACCAUUGGGAUUUCUCUGAUCAAGGGCGUGGAUGAGGGCCCCAAAGGACUGAAGCUCAUCUCAGAAGUGAUUGGGGAACGCCUGGGCAUCCCCAUGAGCGUGCUGAUGGGUGCCAACAUCGCCAAUGAGGUCGCUGAUGAGAAGUUCUGCGAGACCACCAUUGGCUGCAAGGACCUGGCUCAGGGACAGCUCCUAAAAGAGCUGAUGCAGACGCCCAAUUUCCGCAUCACAGUGGUCCAAGAGGUGGACACGGUAGAGAUUUGUGGGGCCUUAAAGAAUAUAGUGGCUGUUGGGGCCGGAUUCUGCGAUGGGCUGGGCUUUGGCGACAACACCAAGGCGGCGGUGAUCCGGCUGGGGCUCAUGGAGAUGAUCGCUUUUGCCAAGCUCUUCUGCAGUGGCUCCGUGUCCUCUGCCACCUUCCUGGAGAGCUGUGGCGUUGCCGACCUCAUCACCACCUGCUACGGGGGACGGAACCGCAAAGUGGCCGAGGCCUUUGCCCGCACUGGGAAGUCCAUUGAGCAGCUGGAGAAAGAGAUGCUGAAUGGGCAGAAGCUGCAGGGGCCCCAGACAGCCCGGGAGCUGCACAGCAUCCUCCAGCACAAGGGCUUGGUGGACAAGUUCCCCCUAUUCACAGCUGUGUACAAGGUAUGCUACGAGGGCGAGCCGGUGGGAGAAUUCAUCCGCUGCCUGCAGAAUCACCCGGAACACAUGUGAGCCAGGCCGGCGUGGAGACCAGGUGGCUAGCUGCUUUACUCGGACGGAUGGUCAGCUCCUGGGUCAUAGGACCUUGUGGAUUCCUCAGGGAGCAGGGUCUCCCAGGCCCCUCACCCGGAUGACAGGAGCCUGGGGACAACCUGUGGCCUCUUGCUGCCACCACAUCUUGCCAGAAACGGGGUCACCCUGCCCCUGUCCAGAAGGUGCCUUUCUCUCUGUCCCUGCUUUAGCGGUGUGUGUGGCGAAGGACCACCAGUUGCUGCCUCGUGAAGACCAGGAAUCCCACCCCGUAAGCCCAGUCAAGUGGCCAAAGGUGACUCAUCCAUCAGAGAGAUGAGUCAAGGGUGGGGCUGGGGCAGGCAGCUGCCAUAGGCCCCCGAGACCCCUUGGCUGGCCUUUCUGCGAGGCCCACACAGUAUCAAUGGAUCUUAUUGUUUGUUAACAAAAUACAAAGAUCUCAAACAACA